UCGCGCCGUGGAGGCAAAUUUGAAGGGAGCUGAGACCCGGGGGCGCGGCCGAGGCCCGGCGCGGUUUCCUUGGCGACCCGGGCCCUGGAGUCUGGUGACCAUGCCCAUCCGCGCGCUCUGCACCAUCUGCUCCGACUUCUUCGACCACUCGCGCGACGUGGCCGCCAUCCACUGCGGCCACACCUUCCACCUGCAGUGCCUAAUCCAGUGGUUCGAUACAGCACCAAGUCGCACCUGCCCUCAGUGCCGAAUCCAGGUUGGCCGAAGAUCCAUCAUCAAUAAGCUCUUCUUUGACCUGGCCCAGGAGGAGGAGGGGGUCUUAGAUGCAGAAUUCUUAAAGAAUGAACUGGAUAAUGUCAGAGCCCAGCUUUCCCAGAAAGAGAGGGAGAAGCGGGACAGCCAGGGCAUCAUCGACACCCUGCGGGACACGCUGGAGGAGCGCAACGCCACCGUGGAGUCUCUGCAGCGGGCCCUGGACGAGGCCGACAUGCUGUGCUCCACCCUCAAGAAGCAGAUGAAGUUCUUGGAGCAGCAGCAGGAUGAGACCAAACAAGCCCGGGAGGAGGCCCGCCGGCUCAGGAGCAAGAUGCAGACCAUGGAGCGGAUUGAGCUCCUACUCAAGAGCCAGCGGCCUGAGGUGGAGGAGAUGAUCCGAGACAUGGGUGUGGGCCAGGCAGCGGUGGAGCAGCUGGCCGUGUACUGCGUGUCCCUCAAGAAGGAGUAUGAGAAUCUGAAAGAGGCUCGGAAGGCCUCCGGGGAGCUGGCUGACAAGCUCAAGAAGGACUUGUUUUCCUCCAGAAGCAAGUUGCAGGCGGUCUACUCUGAGCUGGACCAGGCCAAGCUGGAGCUGAGGUCGGCCCAGAAGGAUUUGCAGGGCGCCGACAAGGAAAUCGCGAGCCUGAAGAAAAAGCUCACGAUGCUGCAGGAGACCCUGAGCCUGCCGCCUGUGGACAGCGAGGCCGUGAACCGCCUGGUGCUGGAGAGCCCGGCCCCUGUCGAGAUGCUGAGCCUGAAGCUGCGCCGGCCGGCCUUCAGUGAUGACAUUGACCUCAAUGCCACCUUUGACGUGGACACCCCCCCGGCCCGGCCCCCCGGCCUUCAGCAUGGCUAUGCCAAGAAGCUCUGCCCAGAGAAGGCACACUCUCCCACUCAGGACGGUCCCAGGAAGCUGCCCAAAGGCUCCAAGCAGGAGCCCCAGCUCUCGCUGGGCGGCCAGCGCUGUGCGGGCGAACCAGACGAAGAGCUGGCCGGCGCCUUCCCGCUCUUCAUCCGGAACGCCGUCCUGGGCCAGAAGCAAGCCAAGAGAGCCAGGGCGGAGCCCCGCCGCAGCACAGACGCAGUCAGAACAGGCUUCGAUGGCCUUGGGGGCCGGACCAAGUUCAUCCAGCCUACCGACACAACUAUGAUCCGCCCCCUGCCGGUGAAGCCCAAGCCCAAGGCCAAGGCUAAGCAGAAGGUGGGGGCCAGGACAGCGCUCUCUCCCUCCCAGGCCAAGCUGGACACCUUCCUGUGGUAGCGAGAACAGUGAGGCCGACCAACGGCCAGAUUGUCUGUCGCCUCCGACUUACAGCCGAGGACUGGCUCAGCCGGGGGGUGGGGGCAUGGCCCUCUCCCAGGACCAGCCUCAAUGGCGGACAAGAAGCUGGGGCUGGGUGAGGCCCAGAGGAUGCGCUUUCCCAGCGCGCAGCCGGCCCCACCCCCCAUACUGGGCCUAGCGGGGUCGGGGGAGCUGUGGUCAGCUCACCGUUCCUGCCAGCGGGCUUGCUCCGUGUUGCAGGCCCCCAUGUAUGGCUACGACCAGCUGCUGGGCUCCCUCUGAGCCUCCAGACCAGGGCCAUUUGCUGACUGUAUGGACCAAGUGCUCGAGGCUGCACAGGCAGCUUCGCCUGCCCAAGCUUCUGCCUGCCUGGCGUCCUGCUAGGCGUGGCCUGGCCAAGCAGAGGGGCAACGAAGGGUGGUGGUGGGCAGAGGAGGGGCGAGAUUUCUAUGUUGAAAAUAAACAAGAAUCUUUUCUUCCUGUG
This is a messenger RNA of Myotis lucifugus (little brown bat), 2021 nucleotides long. It is a transcript of the gene TRAIP, whose product is annotated as TRAF interacting protein. The record is from RefSeq and is a predicted model, not a curated record. Bases 101 to 1516 code for a protein of 471 amino acids. The transcript has 15 exons. NCBI's taxonomy places the organism in Eukaryota, Metazoa, Chordata, Mammalia, Chiroptera, Vespertilionidae.